Microtus oregoni (creeping vole) is the source of this 3428-nucleotide messenger RNA. RefSeq names its product SEC23 interacting protein (gene Sec23ip). Gene Ontology annotation, cellular component: COPII-coated ER to Golgi transport vesicle. The record is from RefSeq and is a predicted model, not a curated record. The transcript is spliced from 19 exons. The coding region runs from base 67 to 3063 and encodes 998 amino acids. Gene Ontology annotation, molecular function: metal ion binding; protein binding. Lineage: Eukaryota; Metazoa; Chordata; Mammalia; Rodentia; Cricetidae.
CCGGCUUCCGGCCUGUGCUGCAGCACCGGGCUAGCAGAGCCACGUAACGGCCGGGGGUCUGCAGCCAUGGCGGAUAGGAAGACUAACGGUGGCGGAGCGUCCGCCUCGUCGAGCACUAACUUACUCUUCUCCUCCUCGGCCACGGAGUUCAGCUUCAACGUGCCCUUCAUCCCCGUCACGCAGGCCGCCGCCUCCCCGGCUUCCCUGCUCUUGCCCGGAGAGGACUCCACAGAUGUUGGUGAGGAAGAUAGUUUCCUUGGCCAGACUUCUGCUCUCACCUCCACCCCGCAGACAUUCAGUUACUUCUCUCAGGUACCAAGCAGUAGUGACCCUUUUGGGAACAUUGGACAGUCACCCUCAACAACUACCGCCGUGUCGGCUGGACAGUCGGCGUUUUCCAAGCCCCCAGCCACACUCCCUUUCACAACUGGAUCCCAAGACGUGUCGAAUGCAUUUCUGCCACCGGUUUCCAAGGCUCAUCAUGGUGCUGCACCUCCCUCACAGAUGGGAGUAAAUACCUAUUUGCCUUCUCAGCCGAGCAGUCUCCCUCCAAACUUUGGGAGCCCUCCCCAAGGGAUUCCUCAACAAGGACAUAACCCAUACCGUCACACUCCUAUCAGCAGCAGGGCGAAUCCCUACAUUACACCCCCACAGCUGCAGCAGUGCCAGACACCAGGCCAUCCCUCCUACCCUCCGCCUUCCGGACCCCCUGUGCAGACGUACCAAAUGCCUCCAGGACCGAUGCCACCGCUCCCUCCAGCAGUGCAGUCACCAGCACAGCAGCAGGUACCUGCCAGACAUGCAGGACCCCCUGGACAGGGGCCACCUCCUUUUGUGCUUCAGAACCAGUAUGAACCUGUUCAGCCUCACUGGUUUUACUGCAAGGAGGUGGAAUAUAAACAGCUGUGGAUGCCUUUCAGUGAGCUUGACUCUUUGAAUCUUGAAGAGAUCUAUAACUCGGUGCAGCCAGAUCCUGAGAGUGUGGUUCUUGGCACGGAUGGAGGGCGCUAUGAUGUCUACCUCUAUGACCGCAUGAGGAAGUCUGUAUAUUGGGAAGAGGAGCCAGCUGAAGUGAGACGCUGUACUUGGUUUUACAAGGGGGACACAGAUAGCAGAUUUAUCCCCUACACAGAGGAGUUCAGUGAGAAGCUCGAGGCCGAGUACAAAAAAGCUGUAACCACGAAUCAGUGGCACCGCAGAUUAGAGUUUCCAAGCGGAGAGACCAUUGUUAUGCACAACCCAAAGGUUAUUGUCCAGUUCCAGCCUUCUUCAGUGCCAGAUGAGUGGGGGACAACACAGGAUGGACAGACGAGGCCCAGAGUUGUAAAGCGUGGGAUUGAUGACAGUCUUGAUGAAAUUCCUGAUGGGGAAAUGCCUCAAGUUGACCAUUUGGUGUUCAUGGUGCAUGGCAUUGGACCCGUGUGUGACUUGCGCUUUAGAAGCAUUAUUGAGUGUGUGGAUGACUUUAGGGUGGUUUCUCUCAAGUUGCUGCAGACACACUUCAAGAAAUCUCUUGAGGAAGGGAAAGUCAGCAGAGUGGAGUUCCUUCCAGUUCACUGGCAUAGCGCCCUGGGUGGGCAUGCCACAGGCGUUGACAGGAAUAUCAAGAAAAUCACUUUGCCAAGUAUUGGUCGGUUUCGGCACUUCACUAAUGACACCCUGCUAGAUGUUUUAUUUUACAACAGCCCUACCUACUGUCAGUCCAUUGUGCAGAAAGUGGGAGUGGAGAUAAACCGGUUACACUCUCUCUUUUUGAGUCGGAACCCAAACUUCAAAGGAAAGGUGUCUGUUGCUGGUCACAGUUUAGGUUCUCUGAUAUUGUUUGACAUCUUGUCUAAUCAAAAAGAUAUGAGUGUCUCUAAGUCUCCGGGGUCUAUGACUGUUUCUAAUGGAGUUAUGAAACAGCCAGAUUUUCAGGAAAAGCAGGUACCCGAAGAGCCAAAGCUGAUGUCAGAUGAAUCCUGUGGACUUGAUGUUGAAAAUGAAGAACCCCUGACUUUGCAUGGAACCCUGGAAGCACUCAGCCUCUUUGAUUACAUUAGCAUUUUUGAGAAGGAAAAGAUAGAUAUGGAAUCUUUGCUUAUGUGUACAGUUGAUGACCUGAAGGAGAUGGGGAUCCCCCUUGGGCCCAGGAAGAAGAUAGCCAAUUUCGUAAAACUUAAAGCAGCCAAACUGGAGCAGAGGAAAGCAGCGUCAGAAAAGAAGGCAGCGAUGGCUGCUGUGACGAAAGGACAAGACGACAGUGUCCUGAAAACUAAGGAGAUGGCUCUUCCUUCUUCAGAAAACAAUGAGUCAAAGAGGAAGCUGUCAGUUGGGGCAUGCGUGUCUUCUGUGCAAGUUGAGUAUGAGUCUUUUGACGUUGGCACGGGACAGGUUUCUGUCACUUACAACUCGUUAGACUUUGAGCCGGAGAUUUUCUUUGCCUUGGGCUCUCCAAUCGGCAUGUUCCUCACUAUCCGCGGUGUGGACAGGAUCGAUGAGAACUACCGCCUCCCUACCUGCAAAGGCUUCUUCAAUAUUUACCAUCCGCUUGAUCCGGUGGCGUACAGAUUAGAACCCAUGGUGGCUCCAGAUUUGGACUUGAAAGCUGUUCUCAUUCCACAUCACAAAGGCAGAAAGAGGCUUCACUUAGAGUUGAAAGAGAGCCUUUCUCGAAUGGGAUCCGAUUUGAAGCAGGGCUUUAUCAGCUCUCUGAAAAGUGCUUGGCAGACACUCAAUGAAUUUGCACGUGCUCACACCUCUUCAACGCAGUUGCAAGAAGAAUUGGAAAAGGUGGCCAAUCAAAUCAAAGAGGAGGAAGAAAAGCAAGUAGUGGAAGCAGAAAAGAUUGUUGAAAGUCCAGAACUUUCCAAGGAUGAGGACUACUUAGGAAAGGUUGGAAUGUUAAAUGGAGGCCGCCGGAUUGACUAUGUUCUUCAAGAAAAGCCAAUAGAGAGUUUUAAUGAAUAUCUUUUUGCUCUUCAGAGUCACUUAUGCUAUUGGGAAUCUGAAGAUACUGCCCUCUUGUUACUUAAAGAAAUUUAUCGAACAAUGAACAUUAUUCCAGAGCAGCCCCAGCACUGAGCAGACUUGCAUUUUACUGGGAAGUUCCAGCAGGAGUGCCAUUGUUGGGAGGCCCCGUGGUGACCCACCCUCUUGGCUCCAGUGAUGAUGACAGAAGUGACUCAGCAGCAGUUGCUGACCUCGGCUUCUCAGAUGUAGGAAUUCAUUUUAAAAGGCACAGAAGAAAAUCAGUACUGCAUUUGGACAGUAUAGAAGAAAAACUGCAACCAUAAAAUAAUGCUGUGGAAAAUUCUCAGAUCUGUUUAGUUGUGUAGUUACCAAAAUUAAGUGUGUCCUAAUGAAGAGAUAUUAGUAGCUGCAAAUGGUUAUUUCUAUUUUUUGAAACUAUUGUCAGUGGGCUAUUAAACUUAACGUUUUUCUUUGUA